Molecule: messenger RNA, 1811 nt
Organism: Benincasa hispida (wax gourd)
Lineage: Eukaryota; Viridiplantae; Streptophyta; Magnoliopsida; Cucurbitales; Cucurbitaceae
Product: beta-glucosidase 44-like
Biological process (GO): carbohydrate metabolic process
Molecular function (GO): beta-glucosidase activity
Source: RefSeq, a predicted model, not a curated record
CAGUCAGUCACUCAAAGCUCUAAGUCUGAGCUCUAUCACCGCCAUUGCAAGUUUCCAACUGCCACUGAGUGUGGUUUGAGGAUGAGAAUUGCUUUAGUUUUAGCAGUGGUCUGCAUGCUGGGGAACCAGUGUGUGGCCGCCGCCGCCGCAGUGCAGCCGGAGACUGUCCAUUUCGACACCGGCGGCCUUAGCCGAGACAGCUUUCCGAAGGGUUUCGUCUUCGGAACAGCGACGUCGGCCUAUCAGGUGGAGGGAAUGGCCGAUAAGGAAGGCCGUGGCCCCAGCAUUUGGGAUGUCUUCAUCAAGAAGCCUGGAAUUGUUGCAAACAAUGGUACUGGAGAGAUUUCAGUCGACCAAUAUCAUAGAUAUCGGCAAGACAUUGACAUCAUGGCCAAGCUAAAUUUUGAUGCAUACCGCUUCUCAAUUUCAUGGUCCAGAAUUUUCCCAAAUGGAAAAGGGCAAGUGAAUUGGAAGGGAGUUGCAUACUACAAUAGGUUGAUUAACUACUUACUCAAAAGAGGUAUAACUCCUUAUGCUAAUUUGUAUCACUAUGAUCUUCCUCAAGCCCUGGAAGAAGAAUAUAAAGGCCUAUUGAGUGAUAGAGUAGUGAAGGAUUUUGCAGAUUAUGCAGAAUUUUGUUUCAAAACUUUUGGGGAUAGAGUUAAGAAUUGGAUGACGUUUAACGAACCAAGAGUCGUGGCAGCUCUAGGAUAUGAUAAUGGUUUUUUUGCUCCUGGGAGGUGUUCUAAACCAUAUGGAAAUUGCACGGCUGGAGAUUCGGGGACCGAACCUUACAUUGUUGCCCAUCAUUUGAUUCUUUCUCAUGCAGCUGCUGUUCAAAGAUAUCGUCAGAAGUAUCAAGAAAAACAAAAGGGAAGAAUUGGUAUUCUUUUGGAUUUCGUUUGGUAUGAACCUCUUACUCGUUCAAAGGCUGACAACUAUGCUGCUCAAAGAGCAAGAGAUUUCCACGUUGGAUGGUUUCUUCAUCCUAUUGUAUAUGGUGAGUAUCCUAGAACAGUUCAAGGAAUUGUGGGUAAUAGGCUGCCUAAGUUCACUAAGGAAGAAGUCAAAAUGGUGAAAGGCUCGAUAGACUUCGUCGGGAUAAACCAAUACACGACUUACUACAUGUAUGAUCCGCAUCAACGAAAAGCUAAAGUGCCUGGCUACCAACAAGAUUGGAAUGCAGGAUUUGCCUAUGAGAAGCAUGGAGUUCCUGUUGGUCCAAGGGCUCAUUCUUAUUGGCUAUACAAUGUUCCAUGGGGAAUGUACAAAGCAUUAAUGUAUGUAAAAAAGUACUAUGGAAACCCAACUGUCAUUCUAUCGGAAAAUGGCAUGGAUGACCCAGGUAAUGUCACCCUUCCGAAGGGACUACAUGAUACUACUAGAAUCAACUUCUACAAAGGCUAUCUAACACAACUGAAGAAGGCAGUCGACGAUGGAGCUAACAUUAUCGGGUAUUUUGCUUGGUCGUUGCUUGACAACUUUGAAUGGAGGUUGGGCUACACGUCGAGAUUUGGCAUUGUCUAUGUAGACUAUAGUAAUCUAAAGAGGUAUCCAAAGAUGUCUGCAUAUUGGUUCAAACAACUACUUGAAAGAAAGAAGCAGUGAGAGAGCUUCAAUCUCCACUGUUCUUAGUUUCUGCCAUGAGUUUGAUCCCCCAGAAAGCUUUAGUUCUUCAUGAGCUGUAAUAUUGUAUCUGUCUAUCUUCCUGCAAUUGUAAUCUUCUGGUAAAAAUGGACCAGUUCCAAUCUGAGGUGAUAUCUAAGCUUGUCAUCUUAAUGAAUAAAAUUGGUUAACUUUCUGAAAGAAAU